Caenorhabditis auriculariae is the source of this 1478-nucleotide messenger RNA. The record is from the annotation of a GenBank genome assembly. Lineage: Eukaryota; Metazoa; Nematoda; Chromadorea; Rhabditida; Rhabditidae.
AUGCGCACCCCAACUUGGCAGAAUUAUCUAUUCGCUGUCGAAGCACUAAUUACUCUGCCGCUGUAUACGACUCUGACAAUUUUCAUUAUAAGUUGGAGAAAAAGAAAUUCCGUUUUCCGGUCGGCGUACUAUACGAUCACUUUGGCCCAGGUUGGCCCGAUCAAAUAUUCCUCAUAAGGGAAAAUAUUCGAAGGCCAAAAAUUUCGACCCAGAAAUUACUGGUUUCAAUAAGCCGAAAAAAAUUUGAAAGCCCGUUCAACAGAGCAACCCUAAAAAUUGGAAUUUGGUAUUUUAGGUAAAUAAUUCAAAGCGAGAAAACGGGUAUUUUAACGAACCUGUUUUCUAUGAUUAUUAAAACCAUUGCCUCAAGACUAACAUCACGGCUGGGGAAAACAUUCAAGAUUCUGAAUGUCGAAAAAAUGCCUUCUUCAGGCUUUGCCCGACUUUCUCAUCAUAGUGACCUAUUCGAUCAUAUACACGGCAAGAUUUCUUCACAUCGGCAACGAGUUCAUAUUCAAGCAUCAAGACUUUUUCUUUGCCAACUACAUGAUGAGCCAAGCUACUGUUCUUCUGAUAAUGAAGGCGCUCGCCGUGACGGGAAUCGCGUUUCAAAGAUAUCUAUCUUUGUGUUGUCACACCAGCUGGUUGCACCAGGUCUGGAUUAUCCAACUCAAAACUUUAAAAAAAACGCUCGAAAAUUCAGAAAAUUAAUCGAUGUCCACCUUGGAUUUUCUACCUCUUCAUAUGGGGGGCUCCCGUUUUGAUCUGCGCUCCAAUUUGGCUCAAUGAUAAUGCAAAAUUCACCGACUCUGACGAUCUUAACUUCAUUACACCAGAGGAUGUCGCAAAGGUGAUGAAUGAACUUAGAAAAAAAAAAUGAAAACAUAGAUCUCGUCGGUCAUCUCAUUGCUGACGCUAACGCCGAGUUUCUGCGCGGUCGUUCACUUUUAUAUCAGGAUUUUUAAACAUUUGAUCAUCCAUAACGGAACUUUGAAAGGGUGGACGAGAAAAAAGUGGUUUUUUAACUCUCUGGGUUAUCAUUUCAGGGCUACUGAUAAAAAACUCAACCGAGAGCUGCGCCUAAGCUUACAAGUUUUCCCACUUGUUUGCUGUUUCACUGUGAUUUAUGCCACCUUUAUUGCUGCCUUGGUUCUCACCGUACUGAAAAGGGUUUCGAAAUAAGAAAAUGAACGUUCCGAUCAAGAAAACUUCCAGGCGGACCUGUUAGCGGGUUACUUGUUUACAAACUACGCCCUGACAGUGAGCAACUUCGCGUUCAUCAAUCCGUGGACCCUAUUGAUUCUUAACACCGAUGUUCGACGCAAUCUCCUUGGUUCUCUCAAAAUCAACUCUUUUGUGAGUUUCCGGAGUUUUCGAUUGAUUUCUAGACACAUCAAUGUUUACAGGAUAAUUCCAGUCGGCCGGCUAUCAAGUCUACUCGAGUUGAAACAAUCUCAACCCGAGCUGCAUCAACUUGA